Messenger RNA from Terrapene triunguis (Three-toed box turtle), 1021 nucleotides. RefSeq lists its product as uncharacterized. The coding region runs from base 1 to 783 and encodes 260 amino acids. The record is from RefSeq and is a predicted model, not a curated record. Gene Ontology annotation, biological process: apoptotic signaling pathway. Lineage: Eukaryota; Metazoa; Chordata; Testudines; Emydidae. The transcript has 6 exons. Gene Ontology annotation, cellular component: membrane; mitochondrion.
AUGCCCUGUAUUGCCGAGCUGCUGCUGUGUUCUGCCCCAGAGGUGGCCGCACUCACUGCAGUGUUGGAUGAGGCCUACAUCUCCCUGGGAGGUGUGCUGCAAAGCUUAGGUCCAGAACGGGCCUCCCAGGGCAGGAGCUGGAACAAGGGGGAAGAGGGAGCAGCUGCCUCGGAGUCUCCAGGAGAUGGGGUUUGUCCAGUCCAGGAGGAGCACUGGAAGGCAGCCUUGAGAUGGUGGUCCUCGAUCCGCAGCUGCCAGUUCUGGUCUCUGAUCCAGAGAUGGAGGCCAAGGCGGGUGAAUCGCCAUGUGCGGAACGGGCACCUGCUGCUUUGGCCCUGCCUUGGCCUGAGACGGAAUCGCCUCCAGCCGGAGAUCCUUCCCAGGAGGCAGAGGAGCUGUUUGAGCAGGCGCCGAACCAAGAGGAACAGGCUGAGACGGACACAGAAGGAACCAGAAUCAGAACCAGAGCCCAAAUCCAGAAGCAAAGCAAUGAAAGCAGCAAUUGGAGCAGGUGUCGGAAUAGGACUUGCAGUCAUUGGGGCCCCAGUAGCAAUCUGGGCAGCAGGCUUUACUGGAGCAGGCAUUGCAGCUGGGUCGUUCGCUGCCAAGAUGAUGUCAGCAGCUGCCAUCGCCAACGGAGGAGGAGUGGCUGCUGGGAGCCUUGUGGCCACACUGCAAUCAGCGGGUGCUGUAGGACUCUCGCUAGGUGCUAAAGUUGGGCUGGGCACUGCACUAGGAUCUGUAGGUGCGGCUGUUGGCUCCUGGUUCUCUAAGCAUAAAUGAAAGCUAUGCAAGUCCUGCUGGCAUCUGAAGUAGACACUGACCAGUCCUGGAAACCCUUAAGCUGCAAAGCGGGGCCAAUGCAGCAAGCUAUGUGAUGUGGGGUGGUAAUUACUUCGUUGUUGCCUGGGAAAAGCUACUGCAAACGUGUCGCUUGUUCUGCCUUCUCUUUAACGGUUGUUGAGCUGCUCUGAUUAUGGUGGGGGUGUGUGUGAAAACAAUAAAGCUGGUUUUAAAUGGA